Molecule: messenger RNA, 4788 nt
Organism: Ceratotherium simum simum (southern white rhinoceros)
Lineage: Eukaryota; Metazoa; Chordata; Mammalia; Perissodactyla; Rhinocerotidae
Source: RefSeq, a predicted model, not a curated record
GGUUCCCCAGCUCCUCUCCUCUGUCCGCCUCUCCAUCCCUUCAUCUGUCUGUCCCUUCAAAGAGGGGGAGGGGGGUACCUGAGCCAGCAAGCAGCCCCUCCCUCCCCCUGUCCUGCGUCUCCUGCCCCUCUCCUGGGCCGGGAGGAGGCCAGGGUCGUGCGGGUCCCCAUGGCUGGGGGCUGAGGGCCCGCCCCCCCCUCCUCCCCAGCCGCCACCACCUCCACCUCCCCUCCAUCCUCGACAAGAUGCCUGCCCCCGGCGCCCUCAUCCUCCUCGCGGCCGUCUCCGCCUCCGGCUGCCUGGCGUCCCCGGCCCACCCCGAUGGAUUCGCCCUGGGCCGGGCCCCUCUGGCUCCUCCCUACGCCGUGGUCCUCAUUUCCUGCUCCGGCCUGCUGGCCUUCAUCUUCCUCCUCCUCACCUGUCUGUGCUGCAAACGUGGUGAUGUUGGCUUCAAGGAGUUUGAGAACCCUGAAGGGGAGGAUUGCUCCGGGGAGUACACUCCCCCGGCCGAGGAGACCUCCUCCUCACAGUCACUGCCUGAUGUCUACAUUCUCCCACUGGCCGAGGUCUCCCUGCCGAUGCCUGCCCCGCAGCCUUCACACUCAGACAUGACCACCCCCCUGGGCCUUAGCCGCCAGCACCUCAGCUACCUACAAGAGAUUGGGAGUGGCUGGUUUGGGAAGGUGAUCCUGGGAGAGAUUUUCUCCGACUACACACCAGCCCAGGUGGUGGUGAAGGAGCUCCGAGCCAGCGCGGGGCCCCUGGAGCAGCGCAAGUUCAUCUCAGAAGCACAGCCAUACAGGAGCCUGCAGCACCCCAACGUCCUCCAGUGUCUGGGCGUCUGUGUGGAGACACUGCCCUUUCUGCUCAUUAUGGAGUUCUGUCAACUGGGGGACCUGAAACGUUACCUCCGGGCCCAGCGGCCCCCCGAGGGCCUGUCCCCUGAGCUGCCCCCUCGAGACCUGCGGACACUGCAGAGGAUGGGCCUGGAGAUCGCCCGCGGUCUGGCGCACCUCCACUCCCACAACUACGUGCACAGCGACCUGGCCCUGCGCAACUGCCUGCUGACCUCCGACCUCACCGUGCGCAUCGGAGACUAUGGGCUCUCCCACAGCAACUACAAGGAGGACUACUACCUGACCCCUGAGCGCCUGUGGAUCCCGCUGCGCUGGGCGGCGCCCGAGCUCCUCGGGGAGGUGCACGGGAGCUUCCUGGUGGUGGACCAGAGCCGCGAGAGCAACAUCUGGUCCCUGGGGGUGACCCUGUGGGAGCUGUUUGAGUUUGGGGCACAGCCCUACCGCCACCUGUCAGACGAGGAGGUCCUCGCCUUCGUCGUCCGCCAGCAGCACGUCAAGCUGGCACGGCCUAGGCUCAAGCUGCCCUAUGCGGACUACUGGUACGAUAUCCUGCAGUCCUGCUGGCGGCCACCUGCCCAGCGCCCCUCAGCCUCUGACCUCCAGCUGCAGCUCACCUACCUGCUCUCUGAGCGGCCCCCACGGCCCCCGCCGCCGCCGCCCCCACCCCGGGACGGUCCCUUCCCCUGGCCCUGGCCCCCGCAGCACAGCGCGCCCCGCCCGGGGACCCUCUCCUCGCCAUUCCCCCUUCUGGAUGGCUUCCCUGGGGCUGACCCCGAUGAUGUGCUCACGGUCACCGAAAGCAGCCGUGGCCUCAACCUUGAGUGCCUGUGGGAGAAGGCGCGGCGCGGGGCCGGCAGGGGUGGGGGGGCGCCUCCCUGGCAGCCGGCAUCCGCGCCCCCGGCCCCCCAUGCCAACCCCUCGAACCCCUUCUAUGAGGCGCUGUCCACGCCGAGUGUGCUGCCGGUCAUCAGCGCUCGCAGCCCCUCGGUGAGCAGCGAGUACUACAUCCGCCUCGAGGAGCACGGCUCCCCACCUGAGCCCCUCUUCCCCAAUGACUGGGACCCCCUGGACCCAGGCGUGCCUGCCCCCCAGGCCCCCCAGGCCCCCUCCGAGGUCCCCCAGCUGGUGUCCGAGACCUGGGCCUCCCCCCUCUUCCCUGCGCCCCGGCCCUUCCCGGCCCAGUCUUCAGCAUCAGGCAGCUUCCUCCUGAGUGGCUGGGACCCCGAGGGCCGGGGCGCGGGGGAGACCCUGGCAGGAGACCCUGCCGAGGUGCUGGGGGAGCGGGGGGCCGGCCCCUGGGCGGAAGAGGAAGAGGAGGAGGAGGAGGGCAGCUCCCCCGGGGAGACCAGCAGCCUUGGGGGUGGCCCCAGCCGCCGGGGACCCCUACCCUGUCCCCUGUGCAGCCGCGAAGGGGCCUGCUCCUGCCUGCCCCUGGAGCGGGGGGACGCCGUCGCUGGCUGGGGGGGCCACCCUGCUCUUGGCUGCCCCCAUCCCCCCGAGGACGACUCCUCCCUGCGGGCAGAGCGGGGCUCCCUGGCCGAUCUGCCCCUGGCCCCCCCCACCUCGGCCCCCCCCGAGUUUCUGGACCCCCUCAUGGGGGCGGCGGCGCCCCAGUACCCCGGGCGGGGGCCACCUCCCGCUCCCCCCCCCCCGCCGCCACCUCCCCGGGCCCCCUUGGACCCGGCCGCGUCCCCCGACCCCCCCUCGGCCGUGGCCAGUCCCGGCUCAGGCCUGUCGUCGCCGGGCCCCAAGCCGGGAGACAGCGGCUACGAGACCGAGACCCCUUUUUCCCCCGAGGGAGCCUUCCCAGGCGGGGGGGCAGCCGAGGAGGAAGGGGUCCCUCGACCGCGGGCUCCCCCCGAGCCCCCCGACCCGGGAGCGCCCCGGCCACCGCCAGACCCGGGCCCCCCGGGGACCCGGGAGAAGCCAACCUUCGUAGUUCAAGUGAGCACCGAGCAGCUGCUGAUGUCCCUGCGGGAGGACGUGACAAGGAACCUCCUGGGCGAGAAGGGGGCACCCCACCGCGAGACGGGGCCCCGGAAGGCAGGGAGAGGACCCGGGAACAGAGAGAAAGCCCCGGGCCCGAGCAGGGACCCCACGGUCCCGGGCAGCGGGAAGAAAGCCUCCAGCCCGAACGAGGACCUGAACCUCCCUGUGAACGGGGUGACAGUGUUGGAGAACGGGGGACAGAGAGCCCCGGGCAUCGAGGAGAAGGUGGCGGAGAAUGGGGGCCCGGGGUCCCCAGAGAGAGAAGAGCAAGUGCCGGAGAAAGUGGUGGCGAAUGGGGAGUUGACACCCCCAAGGAGGGCGGAGAAAGUGCUGGUGAAUGGGGAGCUGACACCCCCAAAGAUCGAGGAGAAGGUGUCAGAGAAUGGGGGCCCGAGACUCCCCAGGAACACGGAGAGGCUGCCAGAGACUGGGCCUUGGAGAGCCCCAGGGCCCUGGGAGAAGACGCCCGAGAGUGGGGGUCCAGCCCCCACGAUCGGGGAGCCAGCCCCAGAGACCUCGCUGGAGAGAGCCCCCGCGCCCGGCGCAGUGGCCUUGUCCCGGAACGGCGGGGAGACAGCCCCUGGCCCCACUGGCCCAGCCCCCAGGAGCGGGGUGCUGGAAGCCGGGACGGAGAGGAGAGCCCCCGAGACUGGGGGGGCACCGAGAGCCCCCGGGGCUGGGAGGCUGGACCUCGGGAGUGGGGGCCGAGCCCCAGUGGGCAUGGGGAUGGCCCCCGCCGGCGGCCUCGGAAGCGGCGUGGACGCAAAGGCCGGAUGGGUAGACAGCACGAGGCCCCAGCCGCUGCCUCCACCGCCGGCGGAAGCACAGCAGAGGAGGCCGGAGCCAGCGCCCCAGAGAGCCAGGCCGGAGGCGGCCCCCGAGGGAGAGCCCGGGGCCCCAGACAGCAGGCCCGGCGGAGACACGGCACCCAGCGGAGACGCGGACCCCCCCAAGCCCGAGAGGAAGGGCCCCGAGAUGCCACGGCUCUUCUUGGACUUGGGACCCCCUCAGGGGAACAGCGAGCAGAUCAAAGCCAAGCUCUCGCGGCUCUCGCUGGCGCUGCCUCCGCUCACGCUCACGCCGUUCCCGGGGCCGGGCCCGCGGCGGCCCCCCCCCUCUCGCCUCCCUAAUCUGCCUUCGCAGGAGACGCCAACCAACGAGCUGAGCGUCCAGGGCCCCCCCGAGGGGGACACGGAGCCGUCAACGCCUCCAGCGCCCCCGACGCCUCCCCACCCCGCCACCCCCGGAGAUGGGUUUCCCAGCAACGACAGCGGCUUUGGAGGCAGUUUCGAGUGGGCGGAGGAUUUCCCCCUCCUCCCCCCGCCAGGCCCCCCGCUGUGCUUCUCCCGCUUCUCCGUCUCGCCUGCGCUGGAGACCCCGGGGCCCCCCGCCCGGGCCCCCGACGCGCGGCCCGCAGGCCCCGUGGAGAACUGACUCCCCGAAGACCUGAACCCCCUGCACCCCCAGAAGAGGAGAUGAGAGUAGAAUCCUCUGUGGACGAUGGAGCCACUGCCGCCACCACAGAUGCCGCCUCCGGGGAGGCCCCUGAGGCUGGGCCCUCCCCCUCCCCCACCAUGUGCCAAACGGGAGGCCCUGGCCCCCCGCCCCCCAGCCCCCCGGACGGCUCCCCCGACCCCCUCGAUCCCCUCGGUGCCAAAUGAGGCAGGAAGCCCCUCGCCCCUCCCUGGAGAGCCGCCUUUCUUGGAACUGAACUGAACUCUUUCGGGCCUGGAGCCCCUCGGCACAGCAGAGGCCCCUCCUCACCCACUCCCGGCCCCAGAAGGGCUGCAGGCUUCGGGGACCUGGACCCCCCAUCUCGCGUCUCCCCUUCCCCGCCCCAGCCUGGCCCCUGGAGGGGCCUCUGGUUCAAACCUUCGCGUGGCAUUUUCACAUUAUUUAAAAAAGACAAAAACGACUUUUUGGAGGAACGCGGGGCCUGUGU